AUGCAGUCCGAGUUUGUGGAACAGAAACAGGGAGAGUCCCGCUCCAGUUCUGUGACACCGGACUUGGCCUCUGAUAAGCCUGUGGGCAAUGAUCUGGAGGGCGGUCAGUAUUAUACAGGGUUUCUCAGACGUGCCACCCAGUUACUCUCUCGAUAUGGAAUUGAAACUCAUGGCAUCGCCCCGGUACCAGCAGAGGAACGCAUAGACACUCGAUGGUACCAAAUGUUUUUCGUAUGGUUUUCUGUUAAUAUGAAUAUCGGGACAUUCAGCGUUGGCACUGUGGGACCUGCAUUUUUUUCCCUGGGAGUUAAUGAUUCUAUAAUCAUCAUUGUCGUUGUUGACCUGGUGGUCUGCUUGUUGCCUGCGUUCUCUGCUGUUUUUGGGCCAAAGCUUGGCACGCGAGCUAUGGUACAGGCAAGGUUCUCAUGGGGGUAUUUCGGUGCCAUCAUACCGGCCGUUUUAAAUGUUUUCUCCCUGCAAGGCUUCCUUGUCCUGGGCUGCAUCAUUGGUGGACAAGCGCUCGCAAGCCUGUCUUCUCACCUUGAUGAUACUCUUGGUAUCGUUAUCAUUGCUGUCAUAACUCUUGUGGUCACUUUCUGUGGAUACCGCGUCAUUCAUUGGUACGAAAGUAUCGCCUGGAUCCCAAAUGUGAUUGCUCUUAUCACCAUGCUGGGUGUCGGUUAUCCACAACUACGCGACAACCAAUCAACCCCUGUUUCUCAAGCAACUGUCGCUGAGGUUAUCUCUUUUUCGUCUAUCCUCACAUCUAGCAUUAUCAGCUGGUGUACCGUGACCCCCGACUAUGGUGUAUACCACAGCCCUGCUGCUUCUUCUACAAGACUUUUUCUCUACACGUAUAUCGCGUUUUUCACUUCUAAUGUGGCUUGCCAUACUCUCGGUGCUGCGUUCGCAGCCGCAGCUCCUAACGUGCCUGUUUGGAAUGCAGGAUUUAACAACAGCUCUUCCGUCGGUGGCUUGUUAUACAGUGUGCUGCUACCUACAGGCGCAUUUGGAAAAAUUCUUGUCACUCUGGUGGCUCUCAGUAUACCCAGCAUUUGUGCACCAAAUAUGUAUACGUUUAGCACCAGUUUCAUGACUAUGGCUCCGUGGUUUGCUGGAAUACCUAGAUGGAUAUAUAUUCUCAUCUCUGAAGCAGUUCUGAUACCAGUAGCCAUUAUUGGCGCCAAAAAGUUUUAUAACACUGUCGUUGACAUCCUCGAUCUCAUCGGAUACUGGUCGUCAGUAUUUGCUGCGAUUAUUCUUACAGAACACGUGUUAUUUCGGCGAGCCUCGUUUUCUGAGGAUCAAUAUCCUAUCACGACUUGGGCUUCAUAUACUCUUUUGCCUAGCGGUAUUCCCGCGGUCGUGGCCUUCGCGUGCGGCUGUGGAGCCCUUGUUCCAUUCAUGUCGCAGGCUUGGUAUGUAGGACCAGUGGCCAGGCAUGGCAGUGGAGAUGUUGGGGUAUACGUAGGGUUUGUGGUGGGGGCUAUAACAUACGCAUUGGCAAGGGGUUUCGAAAAACUGUGGUACAAAAAGAUGAAUAAGUCGGAUGCCUAGUAGUAGUUGUUUUUAAGGUAAACAGUAUGCGUGUACAUGAACUGUUCUGUGACCCUGAA
Messenger RNA from Suillus discolor, 1616 nucleotides. RefSeq names its product cytosine-purine permease. NCBI's taxonomy places the organism in Eukaryota, Fungi, Basidiomycota, Agaricomycetes, Boletales, Suillaceae. Bases 1 to 1557 code for a protein of 518 amino acids. Gene Ontology annotation, biological process: transmembrane transport. Gene Ontology annotation, cellular component: plasma membrane. Gene Ontology annotation, molecular function: transmembrane transporter activity. The record is from RefSeq and is a predicted model, not a curated record. The transcript has 12 exons.